Molecule: messenger RNA, 792 nt
Organism: Medioppia subpectinata
Lineage: Eukaryota; Metazoa; Arthropoda; Arachnida; Sarcoptiformes; Oppiidae
Source: the annotation of a GenBank genome assembly
AAAUGGUCUCAUAAACCGAGUGAUGUGAUAAUCGGGUGCAGAGAUAUACAAAAGGGAGAAAAUGCGGCCCAAGAUAUUAGGAUUAAAAAUCCAAAGGCAGACAUAAUUGUCAUGAAAUUGGAUUUAUCCUCACUUUCAUCGGUCCGACACUUUGCUAAAUCAGUGGCAAAACAGUUGACCAAAGUUGAUAUCCUUAUAAACAACGCCGGAGUUAUGAUGUGUCCGGAGUCGACUACAGACGAAGGCUUUGAACUUCAAUUAGUGUCCAAUUAUUUGGGUCAUUUUUUGCUAAACCAUUGUUUAAUGCCUUUAUUAAAAAAGUCAACGAAAGCACGAAUUGUGAAUUUGUCAUCAAUUUGUCAUAUAUUAGGAAAAAUACAUUUCGAUAAUAUAAACCUCAAGAAUGGUGUUUACAGACCAAUGAAAGCCUACAGUCAAAGCAAAUUGGCUAUCAUUUUGAGCACUCAAGAAAUGUCCCGUAGAUUAGGUACCGACAGCUCUGUCACUGUCUAUAGUCUUCAUCCGGGAGUCAUUCAGACAGAGAUUACCCGACACUUCCCAUUAUAUUUAUAUCUAUUCCUUAAACCCUUUAUGGUAUCGAUUGAAACGGGAACUCAAACAACACUUUACUGUGCGCUCGAAGAGAGUAUUGAAAAUGAGUCCGGAUUUUAUUACGAAAACUGUCAACGACUCGAUAAUAUGGUUUCGCAGGCAAUCGACGCCAAAAAUGCACAAAAACUAUGGGAUUUGAGCUCCGAUUUGGUUCAACUCGAAGAUCAACUUAAAAUUAAA